UAGCUCAAUGCCAGAGUCUGAUGUGUGGAUUUAUGCUUCAGCAGCAGGCCGGCUAGUGUUUUGGGAAGCCUUACUAUUUCUACGGCCUUUUGGAAGCGCUGCCGAGCGUCCUGGCAGAAAACAAUAGCCAUAGGUCACAAGUCUGGCGGGAAGCUUUUCAAGACUGCGUGGCUGGCCACCCCCGCCAGCUUUGAAUGGGACCAAACUGCACGGCACGCGUUUCGGCGGUGUGAGAUGAGGCGGACGCUUUGGUGCAGACAUUGGAGGGUAGAAUGAUUGGUAGAUGCAGAAACACAAGUCUUCAAAGCUACCGAGGCAGGCAAAUGGCGUGAAAUUUUCUCGACAUGUGUUUCUUGACUUUGAGCAGCGUUCAAAGUGUCUGCAUGGAGAUCUCUAGGGCAAUGCCAGACACGCCAGCAGAAGGAGGUCACGGACGACUGGCUGAGUGCGAGCACACCCCGGCUUUGUGAGUAGCGCUGUUCGGCAACGAAACGAACAUGGAGACAAACAGAAAUAUUGCAGAGAGCAUGGCUUCCUAUGAAGGUUUGUCUGAUCUUCAUCACCAUCUGAGUGAAAGUUCAGCAGAAAGUGUGAAAUUACUAAACACAGAGCUUCGAGAGCAUUUAGUGAGACUGAAAGCUCAGCUGGAAUUGCAGCGAGGCAGUGUCAAGCAUGUUUGCUGGCAAAAGGUCUUGGAUGCUAGGGCCAUAAGACAGCAGGAACAGCAGAAGGCAGCAGCAGCUAUGACAGAGCUGCGCCUUAGAAGUGACCGAGAGAAAACCCGUGAACUGUCCACGCAGAGAGAGUACUUGGUGCAUAAGUAUGAGGGGGAACUUCAGAAGCAAGCUAGACACAAAGAUGCAGAGAUAUGUAAGCUGCGGAUAGACCUGGACAGCAAAGAUUGUGUUAUUCGAAGGCUGAUCAGUGAAAACCGACGAGCCUCUCUUCGCACCACAUUUGACGGGCACAAGGUGCGCCUCAUCGAUGAGCUGAGUGAUCUCCGCAGUGCCAAGAGGCAGCUUGAGGAGCUUCUGGAAGCCUCGCAUUCAGCAGAGCGUGUUCACUGUGAUGAGCUCCGUAAACAGGAGGAGACUUUUCAAGGGGAGAUAGCACGUGUGAGGCGAGAAUCACAGUUGGAAAUAAGGCAGCUGAUUGAGCAACUGAAGAGCAAAGACAAGGUGAUUUCGCAGCUUGAGCGGGAGCUGGGACACCCGGCGGUGGUUGCUGGCCCCAGUGUAAUGGCGACAGAGGUCACACGAACCUUUUCGCCAGGGCAGCACAGCAACAAAAUGGAGACCCCUCAACUUUCCCCUCACGAAAUUCUUGAAGGCCUGACCAGGGUGUGUCAAAGUCUCCAUGGGACCAAAAACACCUCUUUCCCUGAUGGUGGCGAGGAGAAGGAGGCUGUGGAGAACUUUGCCAACCUUGAGGCCGAGAUUAAGGGGCUCCAUGACAGGGCACAGUCCCUGGCCCUCGACCGACAAAUGCUGCAUGACAAAGUCAAAGACUUUGAAACAAGGAACAAGCAGCUGGUCGAGAAAAACAAAAGGUUUUUGGAGAAGAAUAUAGAACUCACUACAUUAAACAGGAGUUUGAAGGAUGCAAAUCAGCUUAUGCAGCAGAAGCACAAGAAGAUGGUAGAAGAAGGGGAACAGUCAAGGCUCAAACUUUGUGACUUGGCACGAGAAUUACAGUGUGAGAAGGGACGGCGGCUGCAUUUUGAGUGCCAAUCACAGUGUGCGGAGGAACUUAAGAAACAGAUAUCUGAGCAAACGACCACCAUUGCAUCCCUGAAACAAGCUUGUUCUGAGAAAGACAGAAGAAUAGAACUUAUUCAGCACAGGAAGAAGAGGCGAAGGCUACUUCGGUCACAAGAGAAAUGUGCUGGUAUAAAAGAAACAUUUUAUGGAUAUGAUGAAGAUGAAAAUGACAAGUCUGUAGACUCAGAAACAUCCUUGUCAUCCAUAUCAGUCAGCACAUUGUCAGAAGAAGACCUUUGUGAUGAGCUUUGUCAUGAGGAACUGGAGCGAAGUCAUAGACAGCUGCUGCGAGAACACCUCCAGCUGGAGCGAUCUCAUGCCUUACUUCAAGCCCAUGCACAGUCUGCACAGGAUCCACAGAGGGAGCUGCAGACAAGAAGCCAGUUGCAGGCUGACCUGUUCUCAGCACAAUGUCGAGUGGAACUUCUAGAAAAAGAAAUCAAAUCCCUCCGCAGCAGCAAGCAUAGUGGAGACGCCAACAGUGAUGUGCAUGCACUUCUGCAAGAAAGGGACACUCUCAUGGCUUCUAAGAGGGACCUAACACACAAGCUGGAGCUUCUGGAUAGCGAAUGCAGGCAGCUCCGACAAGAGUUGCGGACAACAACAGAGCGAGCAGAGGACCUGGAGUUCCGUUUAUUGGAGCUGGAGGAAACUGCUGGACAGAGAGGAGAGGACCAGGAAGAAGAAUGUCUGAUAACAGAGAAGCAGGAGACAGUGCUAGGACAAGCUGGUCUCACUCCAGACAUCAUCUUCACAGAAGCGCCUGUCACUGAGGAGUCUGUCAGCAUGGAGGUGGAACGCCUGAGGCGGGAAUUAACAACUGCCCUCAAGGGUCAGGAUGUGGACGCCCAGGGUAUCAUGAAAUGGCUGGAGCACUUGCAACAAACAGAACAGAAGGUGUCUGGCCUAGAGCGCAUGUCUCAUGAACUGCAAACCAAAGUAAUUCACCUUCAGAAGGAGCGAGACAAUUUACAGGACCGACUUCUACGUGGUGCCCCUCUUUCCCUGGCAGCAGAGGUGGAGCGGAGACAAAAUCUGGAGCUUAAAGUUGAGUUUUUGGAGAAGGUGGAGAUUCAGUCAUCAAAGCGCAUUGUUGAGCUGGAGAUGAUUGAGAAAUCCCUUCGUGAACAGCUUAACACUCGUGACUCCCCGCAUAAGAGCGAUAGCAAUUAUAUAGCACUGCAAGAGAAAUUACAAGCCAUGGAGCUAGAUAAUCAAAUACUUUCAGACCGUAUCAGCGAACUGGAAGAAAAUGAAGAAAUUCUUCGAGAAAACUGGCGUAGAGUAGCUGAUGAGGAUUCUAAAAGAGCUCAGAUGCUUGAAGAGAAAGUGCGCAUCUUUGAGGUGACAAAUCGUGACCUCAGGGAGAAGUUAAGGGAAGCACAGGAUAUGGUAGUAAUACAUACUGGGCCAGCAGAGGGUUCUCUUGCGGAAGAACUGUUAGCCACUUCCAAAAGGACUCGACUGAGGCAGCAAAAAAGCAGCCAGUCAUCUAAAGGAUCAGUAGAGGAGGAGUUUGGUGAGGAGGGACCAGCUCGGAAAGUUGUCACUCUCAAGCGACAGCUCAGCGCGCUAGAAGAAGAGAAGAACAGCAAGAUUGCAAACCUGCAGGAGCGAAUUGCACAGAUGCGUGAGAAUGAAAUCAAGCUCAGUGAGACACUGGCAGAGAUGGAAAUGACUGAACGAGAAUUACGAGCCAAGCUGGCACUUUAUGAAAGUUCUGAGGUGACAGUUGAAAAGAUGCUCAAGUAUCAGGACAAAAUUAAGGAGUUGCGGUCAUCCCAGGAGAGUCUGCUAGACCAGCUUGAGACAAUGGAGAACCAGGAGCUCACCCUACAGCAGCGUCUUGAAGAGACUGAGAGACGCCUGAAAGGAAAGAUUCUACAGCUGGAGGUUGAGAUGAAGGGGCUUAAACAGAGUGAACUGAAGGGAGCAGGAAGAAUAAGGGAGCUAGAGAAACAAGAGCAUGAACUGAUGGAGAAGGUCACAAAGCAAGGAGAAAAAGAAAACGGUUUAUAUGUCCGCAUCUCAGCACUUAUGGAUGAGGUCAAAGGGUACCAGAUGAAGGUGACUGAGCUUGAGAAUACUGUUGCAGAAAAGGAAGAAAGGUGCAGGAAGGUAUCCUCACUUGAGAGCAAACUGCAGAAAAUUGAAGAAGCAUACCAUGAAAAGCAGGUGGCAUUAGAGACAAACCUAACUGUAGCUAAAAAUCAGCUUAUGGCUGAGCAAAAACAGCAUGAAGAAGCAGUGGGUGUUUUAUCAGGAAGGCUUGCUGGCCUUGAAGAGGCGGUUCAGACAAAGGAAAAAGAGCACACUCAGAGAGUCUUCAUUUUGGAAGGAAUGUUUGCACAAAAGGAGAAAGUAUUGAAUGGUAAAGUCGCAUCUUUAGAGACAGUGGUGGCUGAAAAAGAUGCCUUAGUAAGAACUUUAGAAAAGGAGUUGUCUGAGAAAGACACUUGCAUUGCUAGGCUAGAGAAUGAACUAACUACAGUUAAGAAAGAGGUUGAUGAAAAAAUUGCUCACAUUAGUGAUUUAGAAGCAGAGCUUUUAGCCAAAGAGGAUGCAGUGUCUGACAGGCUGAAUAAACUUCAGGAUACUUUGUAUGAAAAAGAAAAGCACAUCACAGCAUUGGAAGAAAAAGAUUCUCAAACAGCUUGUAUAAUUUCAAAACUUAAAGAUGAAAUAGAGCAGAAGGACAGGCGUAUUGCUGAACUUGAUAAAGAAUUGUCUGACAAAGAUGCACAGGCUUCUGAGAGCAUUUCACGGGUGGAAAGUGAGUUAAAUGCCAAGGAAAAAGCAUUUACCGACAGAACAGAAUGGUUGGAAAGUGAAUUGAAGAAAAAGGAAGUAGUAGUUGAUGAGCUGAAAUCAGAAUACAGAGAACAGUUAAAGAUGCAGGUUGGAGCAUUAGAAGAACAGCUGCAAUCUACAGAGGGCAAGCACCAUCAGAUUGUUGAUGCCUUGAAAAAUGAAUGUGAGAGUUUGAAAAAGGAAUUGCUGGAAAAAAGUCAGAGCAUUGAACGACUGGAAUCUACAAAGAAUCAGCUUCUGUCCAAAAUAGAAAUUUAUAAGGACAACGAGUUAGUGUUCCUUAGACAGGUGGAACUACUACAGACACAGCUGAGUGAUUCUGGAAAAGUUAUAGAGCAGCAGUGUUCACAAAUUACAGAUGUAGAAUCACAGUUGAAUAAGGCAAAGAGUAUGAUAAAAACAUUGCAGAAAAACUUGCAAAAGCUGAAGAAGAAGAAAAGAAGCAUGCAGCAAGAGUUGACACUCAGCUUCAACAAGAGGCACUGCUGAAGGCCCGAGUUUGUGAAGUAGAAGCUCAGCUAGAAGCAAAAGUAAAAGUCAGGAAGA
Messenger RNA from Pomacea canaliculata, 5117 nucleotides. RefSeq names its product janus kinase and microtubule-interacting protein 3-like. The coding region runs from base 498 to 5060 and encodes 1520 amino acids. The transcript is spliced from 17 exons. Lineage: Eukaryota; Metazoa; Mollusca; Gastropoda; Architaenioglossa; Ampullariidae. The record is from RefSeq and is a predicted model, not a curated record. Gene Ontology annotation, molecular function: kinase binding; microtubule binding.